This is a messenger RNA of Exophiala viscosa, 2526 nucleotides long. RefSeq names its product RalA-binding protein 1. Bases 1 to 2526 code for a protein of 841 amino acids. Gene Ontology annotation, biological process: activation of GTPase activity; regulation of fungal-type cell wall organization; signal transduction. The transcript is spliced from 3 exons. Lineage: Eukaryota; Fungi; Ascomycota; Eurotiomycetes; Chaetothyriales; Herpotrichiellaceae. Gene Ontology annotation, cellular component: cell cortex. The record is from RefSeq and is a predicted model, not a curated record. Gene Ontology annotation, molecular function: GTPase activator activity.
AUGGCCACGGGAGGCGCAGGGCAGCCACCAAAUUCUCCUCCUCAAAACAUCAAUCAUUCUGGACAGCGCGGUGGUGCACCUGCUCCUUCUCCGUCGGCUGCGACUGCGGCGUCCCCUCCUUCCAAGCGCGAGUUGACGUCCUGGUGGAAAAAGUUUCGGAAGACGACUGAAAAGACGGAUGAGCAAGUUGAACACGGCCCACAAGGUAUCUUCGGAGUUCCUUUGGCGGAAAGCAUCAGAUACGCGAACGUUGCGAUUUCAUUACAGAACGAGCAUGGCGAAAGUUUCAUCUACGGCUAUGUCCCAAUCGUCGUUGCGAAAUGCGGCGUUUUCUUGAAAGAGAAAGCUACCGAUGUGGAAGGCAUCUUCAGACUUAGCGGAUCUGCAAAGAGAAUCAAGGAUUUGCAAACAGUUUUCAACUCUCCUGACAGAUAUGGCAAAGGAUUGGAUUGGACCGGCUACACAGUCCACGAUGCAGCCAACAUCCUCCGUCGCUAUCUCAACCAGCUUCCCGAACCCAUCGUCCCUCUCGACUUCUACGAACGAUUCCGUGAGCCCCUUCGAGCAACCCGAGUUCUGGGACCUGACGGCGAAAUGCACCCCAGGGACCUUAGCGUCAGCGAGCACAGUGCGGCGGUGUCCGCAUACCAGAAACUCAUCACGGAACUUCCACCUCUGAAUCGUCAACUUCUUCUUUACAUCCUCGACCUGCUGGCAGUCUUUGCGUCCAAGUCAGACCUCAAUCGUAUGAACGCUGCAAAUUUGGCUGCCAUCUUCCAGCCAGGCAUCAUCUCGCACCCAUCGCACGACAUGUCUCCGCGGGAAUACAGCUUCAGUCAAGAUGUCUUGAUAUUCUUGAUCGAGAACCAGGACAACUUUCUGAUCGGAAUGUCAGGCACUGCAGUUGAUGAAAAGACACAAAAAGAUGUCGAGAGCGGAGCACCCUCUGUACGUUCUCCGAAGGCUGUGGGCCGCUCGGCCUCAAAUGCCAGUGCAGGUGCGGACAGUCUACGGAAGUACGGUGUACGUCGGAAUGUGUCGGUCUCUUCGCGCGGGUCGAGAGAAAGGGGCAGUCCUGGAGUUUCGAGCCCGGGCACUCCGCCAGGUGUGGCCUCAUUCACUGGAGGUGGAGGCAUAUCUCGGAGCAACACUGUUCCGUCGAAGCGAUCUCCCGCCAUUGCUUCGGGUCGGUUUCAACAGAUCAACAAUGCUUCAGAUUCCUCACCAACGAUCAGCUCUCCAAUCGCAGGCUCGGAAACACCACCAGCGGCUGACGCGGAGGAACAGGAAGCGAACGCUUCUCAGCCUGCUUCCGCUGUGGCAGAAGAAGGCCCCAGUAAGGCGACUAUAACUUCACCACCUAUUCCAGGGCCACGGUCUUCGAGUCGACCCAAAAAGCAGCAGAGUCAGUCCGCAUAUGAGUCUGCAACGUUACCUGAUCAGGCCGCCCCCGUCCCGCAGCAAGCUUCAAACCAAGCAUCAGUUGCGCCAGCAGGCCCCGUUCCUCCCCGUGAGCGCAAGGUGACCAACUUGUUUCCAAGAUCACCCAUUUUUGGUCCUUCAGAUCCUCAGGGCAGACAGCCGAAGAAAUUGCAAAAGAGGCAGCGAAUCCCAGGAAGCGUCAAUGACAGUGCACAAAGCUCGUUGAAUGAUCUUCAUGGCGAAGAGCAGAGCGCUUUUCAUACGCCGCUUGUCUCACCAGACGCCACUAGCGUUGGUAAGAUUGACCCUUUGGAUGCGUUUCAGGGACCACCUGUGACGAACACAGCUGCCACGCCGGUCAAUGAGACGCCAAACCCCAAACAAUCUACUAAUGCUACUAGUAAUCACGACGAGCCAGUCCAGGCAGCAGGACUGAGGCCGCCCAAAUCUCCGGCUGCAUCAACACAUUCUCGCUCAUCCUUCACGGAUCAGUCUGAGCUGGAGAACAAUGACGACGGAGUGCCACGGCCAGGAAAGGAGAAGCGUCGUAGCCGCUGGAGAUUUUCAUCUUCUGCGAGGAAAGGAGAAAACUCACCUCUGGCGCUGCCGCCACCUAUUGGACAGAAUGCAGGAGCACGAGGAAGUAAUAGUUCUUUAGGUAGCUCCAGGCAGCCGAGGAAGAGCUUCACGGGCGACUCUCAGCAACCGCAGUCGGCGCAUGAUUACCAGCCCUAUGGAAGCGGACAGCAGUCAUUGGUUGGGCAAUCCAGCCAGGAAUCGAAUGAAGCUCCAAUGGAGACGGAAAAGAAAGGUCUUUUUGGCAAAUGGAAGGCCAAAAUGUCACAGACCAGGGAAGAGAGGCAAGCAGAAAAGGAGAGGGCGAAAAGUCCGCCAAGGAAUGAGAAUGCGGCAUCUCGAAGCAGUCUGAAUGCCUUCACUCAGGAACACUUUGCAGCUCGGGGGAGGUCCUUUGACAAGCCUAGAGAUGAGGCGGCGUUGUCGAGUGUUGCGGAAAAGCCUGUUACUGAAGGGAACCCAGCGGCGGAUUCAGGCCAAGCAGACAAGCUAGGAGCAGGAAUAGGUACAGGCGCAGGAACCGCCUGA